AUGGCUGAUACAACUGGAAGAAAUAGUACCGUAGGUCAGAACUAUGGAGCUGCAUAUAACCAAGGAGGAUAUAGCUAUUCACAAAAUAAAGACAAAGAAAAUUAUGAUAAAUCAAAUAAUGGACAGAAAGGAUAUUAUUAUGAUGCUAGAACAAAUAUAACUGCAAAUGGUGGAUUAUAUGAUGAGUUUUCCCUUAAUGAAUUUUCAUCAACAAAAAUAAGACAUGGAUUUAUAAGAAAAGUAUAUUCUAUCUUAUCACUUCAAUUAUUAUUAACAUUUGGAUGUGCAUUAUUAGCUGUAUUAUAUAAACCAUUUAAUGCUUUUGUGCUUACAUAUUAUUCACCUCUUUUUGUUGUUGGUGUUUUACUUAGUUUACCAAUUAUGAUCGCUUUAGCAUGUGCACCACAAAUGGCAAGAAAAUAUCCAAGUAAUUAUUUUAUUCUAUUAUCUAUUACUCUAGGUAUGUCAUUAAUUGUUACUCUAGCUAGUGCAAGAACAAAUUCAGAAAUAUUCUUUUAUGCAUUCGGUACAACCGCAGUUGUUGUUAUUGGACUUACUAUUUUUGCCUUCCAAACUAAAUGGGAUUUUACAGGAUGGUAUGUAUUUCUAUUUAUGGCAUUCUUAAUUCUAAUUGUUAUGGGUAUUGUUGGAAUUUUUGUUAGAAGUAAAGCAUUCAAUCUAGUCUUUGCAGGUAUAAGCGCAUUCAUUUUAUCUAUCUCUAUUAUUGUAGACACACAACUUAUCAUAGGAGGAAAACACAAAAAAUAUGAAUUCUCAGUUGAUGAUUAUAUUUUUGCUACAUUAGCUUUAUAUAUGGACAUUAUUAAUUUAUUCCUUUCUAUUCUCUCCAUAUUCUCAAACGCAGAAUGA
Plasmodium adleri (nom. inval.) is the source of this 870-nucleotide messenger RNA. Its product is annotated as bax inhibitor 1, putative. The record is from RefSeq and is a predicted model, not a curated record. Bases 1 to 870 code for a protein of 289 amino acids. Lineage: Eukaryota; Apicomplexa; Aconoidasida; Haemosporida; Plasmodiidae. Gene Ontology annotation, cellular component: membrane. The transcript has a single exon.